GACUUCAUCACGUAGGGCUGUUGAAGAGCUCUCCGACGAGCCUUCACACGUCCCGAACGGAGCACCGAGCGCAUAGUUAUGCGCAUUUUUCUGUUUCUGCUACUCGGAUUCGUGCGAAUCCGUGAAGCGACAUAGUAGCUACCGGGGCUAUUCUAGAAAGCUCCGGUUUUCGCCGCCCGGCCAUGGCUGAUGGGUUCCAUAUCAUAUAUGGGACCAUAAGCCCCGUAGGGGCUGGAGGCCAUCCGCGCCGUCGGAUUUGCCAUCCGGUGCCCGGAUUGGGAGAUAUGGGCGCCUAGGAUGAUGGUCCCUGACAGGGUGCCACUUGGCACCUUGCAGGGCUAGUUUUGAGCCUAGGUGGCGCUUGCCCCACAAGGCAUUCUGUGACAUUGGGUAGGGAUUGCUCGAGUAGGGAACUCUUGCUAGGGUAGGAAAUGUCUUGCUGAUGAUGCCUUCACGGGCGAAAUCGAUACGAGACGGCUUCUACCUUCACUUGAGCGCAGCAGCAGUUCCUUCAGCAGCCGUUUUACGGGACUCCGGCGUGGCAGCAGCCACAGCACCGCCCGGGCCCAGUGUUUCCACAGGACCAUCUGCCGCAGCAGCCCCAGGGGCAGCAGCAGACGGGGCAGCAGCAGCAGCAGCAGACGGGCCAGUAGAGGCAGACACAGGGGACGGGGUUGGUAGCCGAGGGAGGCACAGACCACGUAGGAGGCUAGAGGAGUCGGACAGGGAGCGUCUGCUUCGACGGUUUGCCAGGCGCAGUGUGCAAGAGGUCGCGGACAAGCUAACUAACGUGGCUGUCCACAACCUCUCGCGCAGGCGUCUGACAGAGGAUGAGCUUACAGGCCUUGCUCUUGGCCUUAAGUUCAUCCCUACGCCCCCUCCUCUUGACCGAGGGCGGCUGAGUCAGGCUGUGGAGCAGUAUCAGCGGCGGGUUAGGCUAGCGUGGCAGUUUCGGGACAGCCGCAGACCGGUGCCUAGGUUUCGGGUCCCACGACCUAGUUGGCAGCCGGACCCGGGGCCACCAGAGGUCGAGGAGUAUCUUGCUGAGGUAGCUGACAGGGUGGAGGGGCUGGCGGGUCUUAUAGGAGGGCCCGCUCGGCCCAACAUCAGCAGCCGCGUUAGGGGUGCACUCCUGGGGUUGAGUCGUGACCGGUCUGUUGUCAUCAAACCGGCGGACAAAAACCUUGGGAUCGUGGUACUGGAUAGGGACUGGUACGAGGGGGAGGCGCUGAGGCAGUUGGGGGACAGGGCAGUCUACGAGCCGGUUGCUGCGGUGCCGCUACGUUCCCUUUGGCAGCAGCUGUGUAGGUGGGCAGAGCAGGCGCGUUACGCAGGGGUUCCGCCACAGGUGCUGGACUACAUCUUGCAGCCGCGUACUCCGCCGACGGGGGUGUCUGCCGGGGUCUGGGAGCAGUUUCGGGUGUGCAGAUUUUACCUACUACCGAAACUGCACAAGACCCCGGUGGCUGGCAGACCCAUCUGCUCGUCUACGCUUUGGGUCUUUGAGCACGCGUCGGCGGUUCUUGAUCACCACCUCCGCCCCCUCCUACAGUUCUCACCCGCACACCUUCCUGACUCGCUCGCACUUCUUCACCAGCUUCAGGACCUCUCUGUGCCUGCUGACGCUCUCUUCCUCACUUACGACGUAGAGAGCCUCUACCCGUCGAUUCCUAUCGACGCAGGUAUCAGCUGCAUAGAGAGGUGGUUGUUUCGGCUGGUAGGGUUGGGUAGGGUGGCGGUGCGGGUAGCAGACGCGUUGGUGCAGCUGUUGGGGUUAGUCAUGAGACAGAACCACCUCGAGUUUGGUGGUCGCUUCUGGCGACAGGUUCGGGGUACUGCCAUGGGCACGCCUGUGGCGGUGAUCUACGCGGUUCUGUUCAUGGCUUGGUUAGACGAGAGGCUGUUAGAGACCGAGCCAGAGUUGUCGCAGUUCGUCCUUCUCCACCGCAGGUUUAUAGACGACGGGGUGGUUAUUUGGACGGGUACACGUGAGCGGCUCCUGGACUGGGUGCGGGCUUUCGGUGGGUUGGAGCAGACUAUUCGGUUGACCCACGAGAUCUCGACCUCACACUUUACCUUGCUGGACAUUACGUUCAGCAAGGGGGAGCUUUGGCAGAGGACGGCUGUUCUGGACACUAGUACUUUCCAGAAGCCGCUUAACGUGUACCAGUACUUUCCUUUCUCCUCCGCGCACCCCUCUCACUGCAAGAGGGGCUUUAUUUUGGGAGAGUUGCAGCGGUACAUCCUGCGGGAGUCCAGCUUUAGGGGUUACUUGGGCAUCAGGGCAGCCUUUUACUCUCGGCUUCGGGCCAGAGGCUACCCUGAUGCCUUCUUGCAGCCGAUAUUCAGCAGCAUCUCCUACGCACGACGCCCGGAGCUGCUAGCCAGGUCACGGGCUCGGGUGGAGCGGGAGCAGGAGGAGCAGCGGGUUCUCCCUCUCGUUCUCGACUUUCACCCUAGUGUGCAGCAGGUUCGCUGGGGCGCGCUGCUGGAGUUUCCCACAGGUGCACCGGCUUUCGAGCAGCUGUCUCACUACAGGGCACCCUUCGUGUCCUACAGGGCACCGCCGUCACUGCGUCGCGUUCUGGUUCGAGCGGCGUUCAGGUGACUGUGUCGCGUGUCGCCUUCAGCCGUCACCCUAGAGUUCAGCACCGGUCUUUCGUUGGUAGUGGCUCCAGGGUUGGUCCUCUGCCGUCUCCCCGCCCUUCCUCCUUGAUUCGCUACACAGGUUGGGCCCUGGAGGCAGCACUCUCUUUCACUGGCUGCAGUGUGUUCCUUUGAGUUGGGCCUUUGCAGCAGCACCGUCCCCCGUCCGGUCUCUUUGUUUGCGCUACACAGACCGGGCCUUGGGACGCACACCAGCCCCCCGCCUGGCCUCCUUGAUUCCUUUUACACAGGCCAGGCCCUGGGGCGGUGCGAGCGCCCCCGGCUGCUCUUUCCUUAUUCUUGGGGGUUUAGCACUGGGAUAUGCACUUGCACACUUGUACCACUCCCCAUCCCAGACCUUUAUGAGUACUUGGGAUGCCUACCUCUUCUUUGCACGGGGUCUUGGGGUUUGGAUCCAUGCGCAUCUUGUAUAUUCCCCGCUCCUGGCCAUAUGAGCACAGGAGCGCCUUCCUCCUCUUGCAUAUCAUUGGGGGGGGUUUGCAUUUAGGGGCCUUGAUGCACGUGGCACUUGUACUCGACACGCCCCCGACCUUUAUGAGUUCGAGGGGGCACUGCACAUAGUGGGCAGUCAGACCUCGAGCGGGUUCUUGGGGCCCUGAGGUCGGGUACUAGUCGGGCUCUGUUCCGUGAUGACUUCAUCACGUAGGGCUGUUGAAGAGCUCUCCGACGAGCCUUCACACGUCCCGAACGGAGCACCGAGCGCAUAGUUAUGCGCAUUUUUCUGUUUCUGCUACUCGGAUUCGUGCGAAUCCGUGAAGCGACAUAGUAGCUACCGGGGCUAUUCUAGAAAGCUCCGGUUUUCGCCGCCCGGCCAUGGCUGAUGGGUUCCAUAUCAUAUAUGGGACCAUAAGCCCCGUAGGGGCUGGAGGCCAUCCGCGCCGUCGGAUUUGCCAUCCGGUGCCCGGAUUGGGAGAUAUGGGCGCCUAGGAUGAUGGUCCCUGACAGGGUGCCACUUGGCACCUUGCAGGGCUAGUUUUGAGCCUAGGUGGCGCUUGCCCCACAAGGCAUUCUGUGACAUUGGGUAGGGAUUGCUCGAGUAGGGAACUCUUGCUAGGGUAGGAAAUGUCUUGCUGAUGAUGCCUUCACGGGCGAAAUCGAUACGAGACGGCUUCUACCUUCACUUGAGGUACUUACUCUCUUGCAUUUCCCUACACACUAGGCUCCAGACUUGUGUUUUUUUUUUCUUGCUUUCCUAGCUUCUCACUUUGCCUAGGACUUGCACAGUUUGUGGCCGUUUGAGAGCCUCGUGUUGCUCUCUAACGGCGGUAGUGUUGCGUAGGUUAGCGCCGACGAGUAGAGUAGCUCAGAGGCUCGUGCAUUGGCCUUCUCCCAGGCUAGGUCGUAGUCUCUCGCUCUACGUUCGGCAGGGUUCGCCUCGCUUUAGUCACCCUUUUCGCUAGCGACUCUGGAGUCCGG
This is a messenger RNA of Closterium sp. NIES-67, 4083 nucleotides long. The record is from the annotation of a GenBank genome assembly. Lineage: Eukaryota; Viridiplantae; Streptophyta; Zygnematophyceae; Desmidiales; Closteriaceae.